GGGAGGCUCAGAAAGAGCUCUCCCGGAGCUGGAGUCGGGAGUGCGGCUGGCGGAGCUGGGCUGCAGGAGCUCGGCCGCGCUGGUGUUCAAUGCACAGCAGACAGUCCAAACCGUGGAGUUGGGGAACUGCAGAGCCCUGAAGGGCUAGGAAAUCCGGACUGCGAUGGAGUUCCUCAGGUCCUGAUUGAAGCACUUGAAGUAGCUUAUCUGCCAGCUCUACCUCCCUGCUUGUUUGCAGAAACCCCAUGGUUCAUCUCACACCUCAGCUGGAGCGUGGAUUGCACAUCUGUCAUAAUCCCACUACACGUCUCUCUAUGGAACACUACAGACGCUAAUCUCUACAAAGGUUGUCUAACUGAGCCCCGAGGAGCCCAGGGCCACCGCUGUCAUGACGACUGCCAUCCUAGAGCGCCUGAGCACCCUGUCAAUGAGUGGGCAGCAGCUGCGCCGUCUGCCCAAGAUUCUGGAAGAAGGACUUCCCAAGAUGCCAUGCACCGUCCCAGAAACCGACGUGCCCCAGCUCUUUAGGGAGCCGUACAUCCACGCGGGCUACCGCCCCACGGGGCACGAGUGGCGUUACUACUUCUUCAGCCUCUUUCAGAAGCACAACGAGGUGGUCAACGUCUGGACCCACUUGCUGGCUGCUCUAGCGGUCCUUUUGCGAUUCUGGGCCUUUGUGGAGGCAGGGGCAUUGCAGUGGGCCUCUCCCCACACCCUCCCCCUGCUCCUCUUUAUCUUGUCGUCCAUCACUUACCUCACCUGCAGCCUCUUGGCCCACCUGCUCCAGUCCAAAUCAGAGCUGUCCCACUACACGUUCUACUUUGUGGACUACGUCGGGGUCAGCGUCUACCAGUAUGGCAGCGCCCUGGCUCACUUCUUCUAUAGCUCCGACCAGGCCUGGUAUGAGCUGUUUUGGAUUUUCUUCCUGCCGGCGGCUGCUUUCUGUGGCUGGCUCUCCUGCGCUGGCUGUUGUUAUGCCAAGUAUCGCUACCGACGGCCUUAUCCAGUUAUGAGGAAGAUCUGUCAAGUAGUACCAGCAGGGCUGGCCUUCGUCCUAGACAUCAGCCCGGUGGCACACCGCGUGGCUCUCUGCCACCUGGCCGGUUGCCAGGAGCAGGCGGCCUGGUACCACACCCUUCAGAUCCUCUUCUUCCUCGUCAGCGCAUACUUCUUCUCGUGCCCUGUCCCCGAGAAGUACUUCCCCGGUUCCUGUGACAUUGUGGGCCACGGACAUCAAAUCUUCCACGCCUUCCUGUCCGUCUGCACGCUCUCCCAGCUGGAGGCCAUUCUUCUGGACUACCAGGGACGCCAUGAGAUCUUCCUCCAGCGCCACGGUCCCCUGUCUGUGUACAGCGCCUGUCUCUCCUUUUUCGUUUUAGCUGCCUGCAGUGCGGCCACCGCCACCCUCCUGAGGCACAAGGUCAAGGACAGACUGAUUAAGAAAGAUUCCUGAGGUCCUUCAAAUGAGGAAAGGUGUGGAGGUGGGCUACUGUGACUUGGAGAAAACUUGACCCAAUAAUAGAAGUUGACUUUUUAUUUUUCAGGCUUGAUUUUUUUUCUAAAUUAAUAUGUAUUACGGGCUGAGGAUGAAACUCACAUUGGUAGAGAGUGCUUAUACAGCAUGCAGAAAGCCCAGGGUUUGAUUUCCCAGGGCCACAGAAGCCAGGGGGAGGCACAGGCAGGAAGAUCAGAAAUUCUAGGUCACCCUCUGACAUAUAGUGAGUUCAAGGCUAGCCUUUGAUACAUGAUAGAUACCAUAUCUCAAACAAAAUUAUUAUGUAUUUUCAAAGGCAUGGUAUGACUAUGGAAUUUCAAAUGCAGGCCAUUUGAGAGUUUUAAAACAGUGCGUUCAUUUUUCUGUCUGGGUGAUAGCCUUGUUUGGGAAGAGAUCUUGGCUAAGAUUCAUGAGACCCCAAACUAAGGAGAGCCAUCUUCACCCAUGAGCAAUGAGCAGAAUUCUGGUUGUAGCUUCCAAAGAGUAGUCCUGAAACUAGACAGAUAUUUAAACUGGACUGCCAAGUAUAACCUUGCCCUAACAGAACAGCCACCCUCCGCGCUGCUGGGCUUGGUGUCUGUGUAAACUGACCAACGAACUCUGUCUUAUCAGGAUUUCAGAUUGCUUUGGGUGGAAAAAAACAGAAUCUUCAAGAAGUUUCCUUGAAACUCUUAGACAAAAUGGACUAUUCAAUUUAUCAUUCCUGGUCUCGACCACUGGUUCUUCUCUCAGGAUAACCAACUAAGCUGGCCAAUUUGCCUGAAGUACUACUGUUCUCAUCCCUAGUCUGCAUGGUAACAAAGAAUCCCGAAGCUAUUACCCUUCCAGGAAAUGCUUGGAGCCAUAUGAACAUUCAGGAAGCUGAUUCCCGCGUAAUACAGAGGUAUCGACAGAUUUAACAGUGCCAAGAGCUGCCAAGAGACCCAGCCAGCAAGCACGGCUACCCUUGCCUGCCUGCUGCCCAUGGGACCCUUGUAGUUUAUAUCUGAGGACAGCAGUAUUAACUGCCAGCCACUUAGGGUUGUCUUGCAGGUCAGGAGAUUGGUUGUCUGAAGGUUUGAAGAGACUCCUUUACAAGCAUGGUUCUAAAGUUCUCCGAGAAAGCAGACUAUGUCAAGCGGAUCCUAAGAUCCAAGGUUCAAGCUGCUGUUAGAUGCUGCCCCGUGAAGGACCAACGCAGCUACCCCAGUUCAGAGUCCUCAUGAGGCAGUUCCACCUCCGACUUGAGAAGAAACCUUAAAAUGGGUCCUAGGAGGGGUGAAUGUGUGCUCACCGUCGUUGGCCCCUGAAGGUCCCUUGAGUAAGAACGAGGCACCUGAUGGCCGAAGGCACUGUCCGUGAUAUGGCUGCCAGCCCCUGAUGUGAGGGGAGUGGUGCUUGCAGCUGAGAUGUUCUGGCCACACAGCUCUCCCCGAGGACUGUCUUCUGCAUGAACCCAGUGGAGGAGGCUGUGUUUGAGGAAGGGCUGAGGUGCCCUCUACUCGCAGGCUGCACUUCCUAUCAUUAUAAGGUCCCUGUGUACUAAAAAAGGAAGCUAAAGUUUCCAACUCCAGUUAAUGAACCUCCUCUUGCUAGUCUUAAAACCUUUGUUUUCUAUAUAUAUAUUUUUUGUGCGAGUGACUUGUGAAUUUUGUGCCUUAUACAUGGGAAUGUCUAAACUCUUUUAUUUUAAUAUAUGCACACAUGGAAUUUUUCUGUUUUGUGUUCUUGGGACAAGAAAAAAAAAGGAACCCCCAAAAGCUAGAGUGACCUGUCAAUCAACUAUUAAUCUGUAUGUGAGAGGGGUCAGCAGCAGUAUCCCUGCUGCUUUUAAAUCAAGAGAGCAUGUGUCUCCUGCACUGUUUUAUUAGAUGGGGUUCUUGUUCAUUCAUGGUCAAGAAGAUGAACGCCUAUGCUAGCCAAAUGACCCAAGGUUCUGAUUGUCUAGGUCAAGUUCAUGCCAAGGAAUGUUAGCAAAACUGAACGGGUUUGGACUGAGCAAAGACUUCUUAGGGUGUGUAUGUGUAAACGCUCCAAGUAGAGGGUCUGUUUAAAAUGGGAACCAGAAAGUGUUAGAAGUUCUGCUGUUGUGGAUUCAAAGACUGUAUUCUUUUAAAAGUUGGUGGGAAACGUGAGAGAGGAAAGGGAUGAGGAAGGCGGUCUUCUGGUGGUAUCUGUGAACAAAGAUUUUUUUUUUUCCUUUUUCCUGAGAUCAGAUCUCACUGUAUAACCCAGGCUGUCCUGGAAAUCCUUAUGUAGACCAUGCAAACCUUGACCUCUAGAACUCUAUAGAAAUCAAGCUGUCUCUGCCUCCCACAUGGCAGGGCUAAAGGUGUGGCAUUCUGAGUCUUGUGGACAGGGAUCUGUGGUAUUCAAUGGUCCUGCAGCCUAGGGUCGAGCUGAACUCUGUUCCUCACAAGUCUGUGACACCCGUGACACCCGUGACACCCGUGACGCCCGUGAGAAACGUGAGAUACUGGCGUUCAGUUCCUAGUUUAAUUAUACAACUAUUGCUAACUAUGGACUUGGGAACUGAUGAAAAAGAAAAAGAAAGUGAUUUCUAUGGAGUUGGGACUUGAACCUAAGACCUGCAACAUGUUAACAAAGAGUUCUCCCAUUGAUGUGCACCCCAGGCCAAGCAACCGUGUAUUUAUAAUAGAUAUUUGGGGAGGGCACUGAGGUGGGGGGAAAACACCAGUAUCUAAUUGGAAUAAUGCAAAUGCCUUUACAAAUGCAUACACAAAUGGGUGAUUUUUAACUCUUCAGAGUCCUCAAACAGUGUCAUUAAAAUGGGCCUAUCAGGAUGGUAAAGACUAGGCUAGUUUAAAAGUAACAACCAAAAAUUGUAAAGAGGAGUAUGCAUGCCUCUUGAUUUUACAAUGGAGUUUGUCACCCUGCAAAAUCAGCAUAAUGUUUAAAAAGGUAUAAGGGAGAUAGUUUAUCUUGCUCUCCAAAACUAGAAAUUUUGGUUGUUGCCUCUCUUAGUUAAGACUUUCAACCCAUUAAUAUGUAAACGCCUCUGAUAAGAUUAAACCAUCAGUCAUCUAUACUUUCUCAUGAAUAAGAUUCUUGUGGGUUGAUAUAAGGCCCCACUUAGUUCAAGAAGAGGAUACACUGGACAUGGGGGGCUUGUUUCUCAUUUCAGAAUCCUGACUUUUGUUUGACGGUGAAGGCUGUUUUUGUUGUUUCUUGUUCAAGGUGUUUGUUUUGUUCGAGAUGGACCUCACUGUGUAUCCCAGGCUGGCCUGGAACUCCAGAUGGAUUCUCCUGUCGCAGUCGGCCAAGGAGCUGGGAUUCCAGGCUGCACCAACACCAUAUCCAAUUCUAAUAAAACUAAUUUUAAAGUUCUUAAAGAUGUCAGGGUUACAAUUUCAGCUCUUAAGUCUCUCAAUAACAAUAGUGUAAGCCAUAGACUGGAAGCUUGAAAUAGAAUUCAGAGCCCUGACAGGAGGGUAGUUUAGCCCUGUUUCGGUCGCCCUCCAUUUGUUUGGUUACUAUUCUGUAGUUCCACCUGCAUCCUCCAGAGGGUGAUGUUGUCACUCUCAGUACACUCAGAGCUUGUUGCCAAGGCUUCAUGGCUAGAUCUGUGUUUUGCUUGGUUAAAGAAAAAGUGUGGGAUUUUUUUUCUGUCUCUAUAAACCUACUUACGUGAAUAAUCAUUAAUCAGAUUUUGCACAUGGAUUUUUGUCCUGUUGGUAAUGGACCCAGAGCUCAUUCUAAAGCUGGGUUUUAUUUAGCCUGCCAACUGCCAACUGAAAGAGGUUGAACACUACACCUAUCUAAAACUAGGAAGAUAUAAAAACUUUGAAAAAUAAGUCUACUGCAGAAUAAACUACCCUUCGAAGAAAUGUGGAGUUGAUUUCUCUGCAGAUUUCAGUAUAAUUGCGUAGAUAUUCCUAGCUACAUCACAAUCUUAUUAAAGAUCUUGGAUUUUGAAUUGA
Messenger RNA from Mus musculus (house mouse), 5415 nucleotides. RefSeq names its product progestin and adipoQ receptor family member VIII (gene Paqr8). The record is from RefSeq and is a predicted model, not a curated record. Lineage: Eukaryota; Metazoa; Chordata; Mammalia; Rodentia; Muridae. The transcript has 4 exons. Gene Ontology annotation, biological process: nuclear receptor-mediated steroid hormone signaling pathway. Bases 389 to 1453 code for a protein of 354 amino acids. Gene Ontology annotation, cellular component: membrane; plasma membrane.